UAUAAACUUCUAAUAGAUAAACUAAUUGUUAAUUUAUGAUAGAUGUUAAAACAAAAGUCAUUCCACCAAUUGAAUGAGUAUAUGGUAGAUAAAUAUUUUAGAAAAAAGGAUUGGAUUCGUAAGAAAACAUACACUCGCCAUGUCCGUCGACGCCAACCCUUGGGAUCCCAGAAAGAAGAAAACAACGGUGGUGGUGGAGAACGACAUCGAGGGACGGGAACUCGCGGUCCAUUGCAAGUCGAGGGACGACGAUCUACACCUCUGCAGGCUGCAACCGCACCGGUCGUUCGACUGGACGUUCAGGCCGACCUUCUUCGAGACGACCCUCUUCUACUGCUCCUUCGAUUGGGGGGAGGGGGUUCGUUGGUUCGACAUCUACAUUCAGGACAGGGAUUACUAUAUCUGCAAGUACUGUCGCUGGCUCGUGAGGAGGGACGCGGUGUGCCUGACCACUGACUCGAAUCAGGCUUGUUACUACUAUAAGAGAAGGUAGGGCGUUCCGCGUUACGAACCACAUUUUUUGCUGGUACGGUCUUUUUUGAAAGUUGGUCGACAUAAAAGGGACAAGUAGCUAGGGUUCACUAUCGUUGUCUCGUGAUGUGGGAGUAGGUUUUGCGUUUUUCGAUUGAACUCUUGUUUUGUGUUUUGGGUUUUGAUUCUAGGGUAUGGUCAGUGAUCCUAUGUUGGUUGGUUUUCUUGAAUUUUUGUUUAGUAGAGUCUCCGAUGAUGUUAUUUCCUCUAUUAGUACAAAAUAUAAUUUUAUCAAGAAAGCAACACGAGGUCGAUCGUCUUCUUCUUUACUACUCUAUGCAAGAUAAAAUUGGAUUUUGUUC
Linum trigynum is the source of this 833-nucleotide messenger RNA. Lineage: Eukaryota; Viridiplantae; Streptophyta; Magnoliopsida; Malpighiales; Linaceae. The record is from the annotation of a GenBank genome assembly.